Drosophila biarmipes is the source of this 645-nucleotide messenger RNA. It is a transcript of the gene mRpS16, whose product is annotated as probable 28S ribosomal protein S16, mitochondrial. The record is from RefSeq and is a predicted model, not a curated record. Gene Ontology annotation, biological process: mitochondrial translation. Gene Ontology annotation, cellular component: mitochondrial small ribosomal subunit; ribosome. The transcript is spliced from 2 exons. Gene Ontology annotation, molecular function: structural constituent of ribosome. NCBI's taxonomy places the organism in Eukaryota, Metazoa, Arthropoda, Insecta, Diptera, Drosophilidae. The coding region runs from base 203 to 592 and encodes 129 amino acids.
UGCGCGGGCCAGGGUUGUCAGCGGGCCGCAACUAUCGCUCGCGCAACGUCUGGCAACGCUUGAGCUGACUGGCCCAGUAUUACCAUGCGUCUGGGUGUUUUUUAAAGAUCCCUCAACGGUCACGCUUUGCAUAACAAUUCACAUUUUCCAAUUGCACUUUUAUUUUUUAUUAAAAUUUGUAUUAAAUCUACAAACAAUUAAGAUGUCUCUGUCGCCAGCCAGUGGCAUUGGUCGCUUCUACGCCAAGUCGGCCAAGAUCAUACGUUUCGUGCGCCUGGGCUGCACGAACCGGCCUUUCUACCACAUUGUGGUCAUGGAGAGGCGCAAGAAUCAGCACCAGCCCGUCAUAGAGCAGGUCGGCUCCUUUGAUCCCCUGCCCAACGACUACAACGAGCGCUUGGUGGCCCUGAACACAGAAAGGAUUCGCUACUGGCUGGGCAAGGGCGCCCACUUGUCCACGCCGGCUGCAGAACUCUUGGGAAUCGCCGGACUACUGCCCAUCCACCCACGCACCUACAUGUCCGCCUGGCGGAACCGGAGAGCUGCUGCCGAGGCGGAGGCCACAGCAGAGAAGGCGGAAUCAACCGCUUGAAGACCAUAGUAGUUCCUCAAUAAAAGCCUCGUUUUCGUUUUUACGUUUAACAA